AAACGAAGGUGAGCUAAAUAACACCAACAAUAUAAGUUAGCGUCAGGUAUAAAUACAUCUUAUUUUAACCACUAUACUUUCAUUUGCACUUUUAAAAACUACAUCGAAUUUGUAUGAUAGAGAUGCUGUCUAAUGGAGAUGUCAAUGGUUGUCUUCGUAAACUGAAAACUCUCCUGCGGGCGGUAAAGUACGCAGGACAUGUCGACUACAAUGGCCUUUCCAAAGGAGACCCCUCUGCUUUUCUUCCAAUUGUGAGUUUCACCCUCACCUCCUUCUCUCCACCUUUUGCUAAGCAACUAAUAGAGGCUGGACUGGAACUGACUGGCAAAACUGAUCUCCGAUUCACUGACACUCUUUAUAAGGUACUGCGAGAUAUCUUCCACUAUAAGCCCAUACUGACCAAGCAGCAGUUUCUCCAGUGGGGUUUCUCUCUGAGGAAAAUCUCUGUCGUCUGUGACAUCAUAGAUUUGGUCCUGCAGAAACACAACCAACUGAAGAAGUCGAGAGUAAGAUGUCCUGCCUCAUACAAGGAUGACGGAGGAGAAGCUCAGCCAACACUGACCGAUGCAGACACUGUGUCCGAGACGCCAUCUGUUGAGAAUCACAUGGAACAUUCCUCCACUUUUCCCACAAACUCCUCCCAUGCAGAAGCAUUCUCCUCCCAUUAUUUAACUCGUACAUCUCAUAAUGAAGUGUACUCCAUCCAUGGUCCUGGAAAUGGAGAGCUGGCAGGAGGAGAUGAGGACAAGGUUAACAUUCUUUACUCAGCAGAGGUGGAGGGAAGGCUGUCAGCAGUGGAAGCUCACCUAGGGAGUCUGGUGUCUCGGCUGGACAGGCUCGGUGUCCUGGAGAAACGUAUGGAGGAACUUGAUAAACACAGAAACACAGACAAGGAUGAAGUCAUCACGAUAUCCAGAGAGAGCUGGGAAAAUGUGAUGAGCAGAGUCCUCUUACUGGAAACUAAACUAGAUCUGAGCAAUAUACAGUUAAGUGUCCCACCGCAAUGUCCAUCAUGUCCAUCUGCCUCCUAUUCAUCCAGCUCCAUGGCUGAUACUUCAAAGGAGGACCUCAAGGACAGGCUGGAGAGGAUUACCAACAUGCUGAAGAGCACCUCCAGUCUGCUGAAGAACACUGAAUCCUGCAGUUAGUUUGGCUUGAAUGUAACAUUACACCACAAUGUUGGCUCAAUCAGCUGGCUCUGUAACUUCUAACAAGCUACCUGUACUUCAGAUAACUGAGAAACUCCUGCUUUUAACUCAAGUCUCUAGUGAAAUGACUGAAGAAAUACUGUAUGGAUGGAUAAUUUCCACUGUUAGCCCUUCACAAAUAAAUGCUCCAUUCUUUAAACGGCAGGUGCUUGUUUGAAU
This is a messenger RNA of Cottoperca gobio, 1367 nucleotides long. It is a transcript of the gene cep44, whose product is annotated as centrosomal protein 44. Gene Ontology annotation, biological process: centriole-centriole cohesion; centriole replication. Gene Ontology annotation, cellular component: centrosome; spindle pole. The transcript has 11 exons. NCBI's taxonomy places the organism in Eukaryota, Metazoa, Chordata, Actinopteri, Perciformes, Bovichtidae. The record is from RefSeq and is a predicted model, not a curated record. Bases 114 to 1148 code for a protein of 344 amino acids.